AUGCUCCCUGCUCGCAUGUGGACGACAACAGCGCCUAUCCUGCGGGCGUCGCGUGGUACUCGGGGCCUGCCAGUCCUUGUUAGAAAUUAUCCACGAGUUCGACUACCGACACCCAGCCUUUGUUCAACUCCCCUCCGCCAACUCUCAACAUCCUCUCCUCGACAUGCUCAAUAUACGCGCUUUCCAUCCGAAAAACACCGCCACCCGUCGGGAGGGGUGAUAGACAAUCGCAUGAAGUUUGCUAUUGCACUUGUUGCAGUUGGAGGAGCAUAUUAUGUCGUGCAUUUAGAACAAGUCCCUGAAACAGGUAGGUGGCGAUUUAUGGAUAUUAGUCCCAAGUACGAGACAAAUCUUGCACAGGCAGCAUAUGACGAGCUUUUGGCUGAAUUCAGGGCAAGAUACUACCUUCCAAUCAUCCUCGAGCCUCGCCGGUCACUAGUGGAAGCACUAGAUGACUUCUGGAGCGAAGACCCAUUUACCGCUGGAAGGCCUUCUGGAGAGUCGUCUACCCCAGAAAGCGGAGGUAAAGAAUGGAAUUUACUUGUUGUGAAUGAUCCGUCAUGUGUGAACGCCAUGGCCACCUUUGGAAAUAUCGUGGUUUUCACUGGAAUUCUACCUAUAUGCAAGGAUGAACAGGGUUUGGCUGCUGUCCUUGGACACGAGAUGGCCCACGUGGUUGCUCGACAUGCUUCUGAACGUUAUUCGUCCUCUAAAGUAUUCCUAGCGCUAGCGGUUCUUCUGCAAACUGUCUUCGGGUUCGAUUUUGGAAUCACCCACCUCAUAAGCACGCUGCUACUGGAGCUACCCAAUUCGCGGACUCAGGAAUACGAAGCUGAUACUAUCGGCAUGCAGCUCAGUGCAAAGGCAUGUUUUGACCCCCAAGCCGCUGUGGAAAUGCAUACGCGACUUGCACAAUUUGAAAAGGCGCAUGGAACAACAAGUCUGGAAUUCUUGCGCACGCACCCUGGUGCGGAGCGGAGAAUCAAACAUCUCGAGGAACUAAUACCAGAAGCCUACUCCAUACAAGCCAGCAGCCCUCAAUGCGCAGGUAUGCAAGGCUCUGUGAGCCGGUUUAGGGAGUUUGCUCCUAGAUGGUCGUAG
Suillus subaureus is the source of this 1101-nucleotide messenger RNA. RefSeq names its product peptidase family M48-domain-containing protein. NCBI's taxonomy places the organism in Eukaryota, Fungi, Basidiomycota, Agaricomycetes, Boletales, Suillaceae. The transcript is spliced from 10 exons. Bases 1 to 1101 code for a protein of 366 amino acids. Gene Ontology annotation, biological process: mitochondrial protein processing; protein quality control for misfolded or incompletely synthesized proteins. The record is from RefSeq and is a predicted model, not a curated record. Gene Ontology annotation, molecular function: metalloendopeptidase activity. Gene Ontology annotation, cellular component: mitochondrial inner membrane.